CUAGCUCUCUCACCCGGCUCAUCCCUCACCAUCCAGGCCAACGCCCAAACACAACUCAAUCUCUCUCCCUCUCCUCGUCUCCAGCUCAGGACGGACGCAGUGUCCUGCACGCCUUUCGUGUAACUUGAGCAGUAAAUAGAUCAAGCUUAGAGUUUUUGUCGAGGACAUUUUCAGAAGUGAUGGCAUCCAAGCUUCAGCAAAUUUCAUCAAAGGCAUGCCAAGUUACACAGUAUCUCACCAAGAAUACUUCUUCCAUCUACAAACAGACACUUGAAAGUAACAAGCAGUAUAUCGUGGAGCCACCUACUAUGGAAAAGUGUGAUGAGUUAUCAAAGAAAUUGUUUUAUACUCGUCUUGCCAGUAUUCCAGGUCGUUAUGAGGCAUUUUGGAAGGAGCUUGAUGGUGUCAAGAAUUUAUGGAAGCAGCGGAAGGAAUUGAAAGUUGAGGAUGCUGGGAUUGCUGCAUUGUUUGGCAUCGAGUGCUUUGCAUGGUUUUGUGCCGGGGAGAUUGUUGGAAGAGGCUUUACUUUCACUGGUUACUAUGUCUGAAAAAUCGACCUCUUUAGCCAAGAACGUAAUAGCCAGAAAUGAAAGUUUUCUAAAUGAUUGAGUGAUGUAAUAAUCUCUACUAUGCACUUCGUCUACACAUCCAUGGAGAGGCCCAGUGAUAUGAAGUUAUGAACCAUGCACCUUUUUUGUUCUCGUUUUCAAUGAUUUAUGGCUACUGAAGUACAAAAAAAGUUAGAGUACCAUCUUGCUUGCAAUUUUAUUUGCCAAAUGAGCAAUAAUGACAUGUUUGGUGCACACGAAUGAGGGAAAGCCA
Cuscuta epithymum is the source of this 822-nucleotide messenger RNA. NCBI's taxonomy places the organism in Eukaryota, Viridiplantae, Streptophyta, Magnoliopsida, Solanales, Convolvulaceae. The record is from the annotation of a GenBank genome assembly.